AUGUCGCUGAAAGUCAAUGUGGUGGACCUGGCCGGACACUCGUUGGAGCUCGAGCUUCCUGCCAAGGAGACGGUGAAAGCCAUCAAGGAUGCAGUGGCUACGCCCUGGGACCUGGAUCCGCGAACCUUUCGCUUGCUAGCACAAGCCGAGCAGAUGCAUGAAGAGAAGACGCUUGAGAGCUUUCUCUCGGAAGGUGAAAGGGAGGUCCAGGUGCAGCUGCUCAAGUUCGACCCGCUCUGGAAUUUGGGGCAGUUUGUCCGUUCAAAGCACCGGGGCAUUCGGAUCUCUGGUGAGUGGCGCAACAUACUGAACAAGACCCAGGACUUCCCGGAUUCCAACAACGUCUUCUUGCGCCAUGGGAUUCAGGAGCCAUGCUUCGUAGAGUUUGAAGUCGUGCGUUGCGGAGAUGAGAUGUCGUUCGGUGUGACCUACGACAAGCGGGUGGUGAAGCUUUCAGACCACGACAACCUUGACACAGACACCACGUGGAUCUUCUCCAGAAAGCGGUCCAUGCCUGUCUUCUUCCUUGGUGGGAAAGAGAUAAAUCCUUCCGACGUUCCGGGUGUACAAGAGGGUGACGUCAUCGUGCUCUAUGCAGAUCCUGAGGCUCGCCUGGUGGAGUUCUACUGCAACACGAAGCUGGUUGGAUCCAGUGAGUCCCUCGAGGUUCCUUUGCCACAGGCUGAUGGUAGGCCUUUGUGGAUGUAUGCCAUGGUGGACCAAAGGGGGGAUGAGAUCAGAAUCAAGCGGUUUGGCCCCGGCAGGCCGUACCUUUGA
Messenger RNA from Symbiodinium sp. CCMP2456, 777 nucleotides. The record is from the annotation of a GenBank genome assembly. Lineage: Eukaryota; Dinophyceae; Suessiales; Symbiodiniaceae.